Molecule: messenger RNA, 375 nt
Organism: Microthlaspi erraticum
Lineage: Eukaryota; Viridiplantae; Streptophyta; Magnoliopsida; Brassicales; Brassicaceae
Source: the annotation of a GenBank genome assembly
AUGGGCUCUCCCUACUCAGCUGACAACUGGUUGCUCCACAGUGGUGCCACACACCACAUCACGUCCGAUCUCAACAAUUUGUCUCUGCAUCAACCGUAUCAAGGAGGUGAUGAUGUGUUGAUUGGCGAUGGAUCUGGACUUCCCAUCACCCAUACUGGUUCUACUACGUUUCACUCCAACUCACGCCCUCUUGCUUUAAAUAAUAUCUUAUGCGUUCCAAACAUACACAAGAACUUGAUUUCUGUGUAUCGUUUAUGCAACUCUAAUCAAGUCUCCGUUGAAUUUUUCCCAACUUCCUUUCAGGUGAAGGAUCUCAGCACGGGGGCUUGUUACUCCAAGGCAAAACUAGAGACGAGUUGUAUGAAUGGCCAGUGA